GUCUCAAAGAGGAUUAACCCCACCAUCGCUACCCACUACCACUGCUUCUAACGCCUCCUCCAUUCCCCUCUGUUGAAUCCGAAGAAAUUUCAUAAGCAAAACAUGGCCGACCCGGGCACCGCUAACUGCAUCGAUAUCCUUCUGGCUAUUCUCCUGCCGCCUCUCGGAGUGUUUCUCAAAUUUGGAUGCCAGGUUGAGUUUUGGAUCUGUUUGGUGCUAACUUUGUUCGGAUAUCUCCCCGGGAUCAUCUAUGCUGUUUAUGCUAUCACCAAGUGAUUCCGAGAUGUGCUUCAUCAUCAAACUGUGUGUUUAGUUUGGUUUGUGCUAUGUGUUUGUGUGCUGUGCUUCGUUUCUAAAUUCUUUUUUCUUGCGUUUUGUGGUUGUUGCUGUUGGUUGGAUUGAUUGAAUUGGUUGUUGUAAACAAAAUCCAUCCUACUUUUUCUUCAACUUAAUUACAACUUUACUUAUAUUUUAAUC
Molecule: messenger RNA, 477 nt
Organism: Cucurbita moschata (crookneck pumpkin)
Lineage: Eukaryota; Viridiplantae; Streptophyta; Magnoliopsida; Cucurbitales; Cucurbitaceae
Product: hydrophobic protein LTI6B-like
Exons: 2
Coding region: 103-276 (57 amino acids)
Cellular component (GO): membrane
Source: RefSeq, a predicted model, not a curated record